UCCUUCAGCCUUUUUUGUGUUUUUUCGGAAGCGUAGUUAGCCAGUUUUAACGCUAAAAAGUUAACAAAUCCCACCGAAAAACCAAUAGAAUGGCGAUUAUUGCGAGUUGGCGGCGUUGGUGAGACAUUUGGUAAUAAAAGGAUGGUUCAUUCUUCAAACCGUAGGGCCACCUCGUUUGUCGUCGCUGCUGUGCGGAAUACCAAAAACAAGAGUUUUUCUCAACCCACGCUGAAAAUCGGUGGCCUCAGGAUGUCGUCGGAAAACAAGUCGCCCCUGCUCGAGCGGGCCCGCAAUCUGGUGCCUCAUCUGGAGACGGAGCGCCACAAAGGCCAGGCCGGGCGAAUCGGCAUCGUCGGGGGUUCUCUGGAGUACACCGGAGCUCCGUAUUUUGCGGCGAUCAGCGCGUUGAAGGUGGGGGCGGAUCUCGUGCACGUUUUCUGUCCGCAGGCCGCCGCCCAGGUCAUUAAGGGCUACAGCCCGGAGCUGAUCGUGCAUCCGCUGCUGGACUCGAACAAUGCCAUCAUCCAGAUCGAACCGUGGCUGGAGCGGCUACACGUUCUCGUCAUCGGCCCCGGACUCGGUCGGGACCGGCUAAUUCUGCAAACGGUGGCCGAGCUGAUCCGGAUUUGCCGGCAGCUACAGAAACCGCUCAUCAUCGAUGCGGACGGACUGUUUCUUAUCACACAGGAUAUCGGGCUGGUGAAGGACUAUUACGGAGUGAUUCUGACACCGAAUGCCAUCGAGUUUUGCCGGCUGUUCGGCAAGGACCGUGACCAGACGAUGGCGUCACUCGGUCGACUCGGAGCGGGCGUGACCGUCAUCGAGAAGGGACUGAACGAUCGGAUUUAUGAUUCGCUGACCAGCGAAAAGUACGAAUGCCCUCAGGGAGGCUCGGGACGGCGCUGCGGAGGACAGGGCGAUCUGCUGGCCGGGGCACUGGCCACUUUCUACUACUGGGCGCUGGAAUCGAAACAGGAGAUAAGCCCCGCGAUGGUGGCCUGUUUCGCGGCCAGUACACUCACCAAGACGUGCAACAAGUACGCGUUCAAGGCGAAAGGACGAAGCAUGACGUGCAGCGAUAUGAUCGACCAGAUUCAUCAGGUGUUUGAUGACCUUUUCGAACACAAAAAGGACUAGGGCUGGCGGAACAAGCCCUACCGUGGGCUCCUAUCGGCUGUGGUGGUUUACUCUAGACACUUCCUCGUUAUUGCCGUCACCUUAAUCGCUGUGAUGAUCAUCAUCUUAAGACUUUGAUUGCAGCUGCGGAGAGAAAGGAGAGAACCAUAUUCCUUUAGCGAUUAACUAACACGCACAAUGAUUACAACGAACCAAACAACGGAGCAACGACCGAUACGAACAUGGGCCAGCUCUUGGCACGGACGGUCUCUACCCAAAGCUGCCAGCAACAGGAACAGGAACCAGGAUCUCUCGAACACACAAAUUGUGUGAUAAGCGAAAAGACGGAAACUAUCUACAUACGGUACGGACGGUAUAUACAAAUCUCGUGUCACGUUUUUUUGUGUGUCCAAACUCCUCCGAAACGGCUGAACAGAUUCGAACCAAACUUUGUGUGUAUCUUCUGUAGGUAUCAGAAUAGGAUGUAAAUUAUAUUUCAUUCCCAUUACUUAAGUUAUUCAAAAACUAGGAAAAUUAUUUUUCGUAGCUUUCUGUUAAACUUUGAUUUUUUAUUUUUCUUAGAUUGUUGUUACAAAAAAAUUACUACUUUAAAAUUUUCAUAGCCCUAGCUCAGACAAAAAACCUGAGCUUGAUAGUCCAAUAAAAGCGACGGGAUUACAUGCGAAACAAAUAAUUAUCACCUUCAUCCAUUAGCAGUUCAAUGCAUUUUGUCAUGGCACGAUUUUAGAACUUCAUUCAAUCAUUCAAUCAGGACGAAGGUAGUACCGGCAAUCAGGGAGUGAUAGUUUAGUCCUAGACUCAGGGGGAAGGUAAGGGGUUGGCAGGGGUUAUUACAUACAAAAAAAGUACGAGAAAUUAUCUCAAACUGUUUAGUCAAUGAUAUAGUAAUUUGAAUAAAAUUAAUUAUACUCCAAUCAAACCUGAAGUUACUCGAUCA
Anopheles darlingi is the source of this 2074-nucleotide messenger RNA. RefSeq names its product ATP-dependent (S)-NAD(P)H-hydrate dehydratase (gene Naxd). The transcript has a single exon. Gene Ontology annotation, molecular function: ATP-dependent NAD(P)H-hydrate dehydratase activity. Gene Ontology annotation, biological process: metabolite repair. The record is from RefSeq and is a predicted model, not a curated record. The coding region runs from base 142 to 1137 and encodes 331 amino acids. NCBI's taxonomy places the organism in Eukaryota, Metazoa, Arthropoda, Insecta, Diptera, Culicidae.